GAAGUAGAUGCUGAGUUCUUGUGAAAGAAGCAGCCGGGGAGAGACUCUGACAGUCGAGAGCCGGAGACCGAGAGAGAAGCACGAUGUCUGAAUUCAGAAGGAUCGUGAUGUCUUCAUUCCUGAUGCUGCUGCUCCACUUUCCAGCUGCAGAUCUGAAAGAUUAUUCCCGCAUUGUCAGAGCUGGAGAUGAAGUCACUUUGCCUUUUGACAAUGUGAUACAUGAUCAGGAUGAGUGUGAGAGUACUAGGUGGACCUUCAGACAUUCAAGACUCCCAGGAGUGACGCUGUUUGAAGACGGGCAGAUUCACAAAGAAGCCAAAGCUAAAUCAGACAGACUGAGAGUUACAGAGAAAUGUUCUCUGGUUAUAAAGGAGGUCACAAAGGAGGAUGCUGGUCAAUACCGCUGCAGACAGUUCAGAUCAGGAGAACAACAAGAUCCAGACUCUCGUGUUUAUCUGUCUGUUGUUUCCAUGACUGAACAUCAGGACAAUGAUGAGGUGACGUUAGACUGCUCUGUGUCGACAGAUGGAUGGUGUAUACACCCAGUGAAGUGGCUGCUUCAGGGUCGAGAUGUGGACAACGAUCACAGAGAGAUAAACACAUCACAGUCUCCCUGCUCUGCCUCUGUGACAUUUCUGACUUCUCUCUUUAGUAACACAUACAGGUCUGAGUUGUUUACUUGUGCAGUAACUGAUGUGUUCACAGGAGAAGUUCAUCUGUUUCCCCUCAGCCCUCAGUCCUCAGGAGAUGCUACAACAACUGGAACACCAGGUCUCUUGAGGCUCAUCCUGGUGUCUGUGGGGUUAGCAGCUCUCGUCGUCACCGUGGUUACGGUCCACAUCUGGACCAGAGCUAAAGGGAGCAAAAAACGGAAGACAAAAAACCUGGAGCAGAAUGAUGAAGAUGAAGAUGAGGUGAACUAUGAAAACGAUGGAGGGGCUUCUGCCUCUGUGUGACUGAUCAACAACAUCAACUCCCCUCAGAGUCCAUGCUGUCAAACAUCACCUCCUCAUAUGUUACAGGAGAAAACAGGAGAACCAUGAGAUCAUUGGAACAUUUCUGAUGCCUGAGAACACCUGAGCCCCACGAGAGGCCCUUCAGAAACUCACCUCCAUGUGAUAGGAGACACAGCUUAUUGUAUUCAUUCCUUUCUGAUGACUGAGAACACCUGAGCAGUGUUCAUUUUGGCAGCUGUUUUUGAUUUACUCUUUAGACGAAAAUGGUUAUUAGUUUUAGUCACAUUUGAGUCAUUUUCAUAGUUUAAUCUAGUUUUAGUCGACGAAAACUCAAAACGUUUUAGUCCAGUUUUAGUCGAUAAAAAAUCAUUACGUUUUAGUCAACUUUUCGUCAAAAUGUUUUCUCUCUUCAAACUAAUUCAGUUCGGCAAAUACAGGAAUCUGAAAUCUGAAUCAAGGUGACAGCAUCAAGUGUUGAAAUUCAUAAAGCAACAUUUCACUCUCUUAACACUUUACUUUUAACGGUAUGCCUACUACUCUUAAAAAUCUGUGUGCAGGCCGCUGCAGCGUGUCUGUUAGGCCCCGCCCCCCGCACACAGAGAGAGAGAGUUAUGCCCCGCCCCCGCACACAGAGAGAGAGUUAUGCCCCGCCCCCCGCACACAGAGAGAGAGUUAGGCCCCGCC
Messenger RNA from Gymnodraco acuticeps, 1640 nucleotides. RefSeq lists its product as uncharacterized. The record is from RefSeq and is a predicted model, not a curated record. NCBI's taxonomy places the organism in Eukaryota, Metazoa, Chordata, Actinopteri, Perciformes, Bathydraconidae. Gene Ontology annotation, molecular function: MHC class II protein binding; protein tyrosine kinase binding. Gene Ontology annotation, biological process: T cell activation; interleukin-15-mediated signaling pathway; positive regulation of ERK1 and ERK2 cascade. Gene Ontology annotation, cellular component: membrane raft; external side of plasma membrane. The transcript has 6 exons. The coding region runs from base 84 to 956 and encodes 290 amino acids.